AGAUUCAGAGGAGGCGGUAGCAUAUUUAUUCUACUACUGCAACAGAAUUUAAAUCCCCAUGCUCCUCUUUUAUAAACACAGGCUUGCGCAUACCAAUCCUUUUGUUUUUAUCUUUAUUCCCACUCCGACUACUAGCUACUGAAUACCUGUGCCUGUUUAGAAACCUGUGACAAACACCUGUAUGAAAAAAGGAAUUCUGCGUGCGCCGUCUUUACGGUAAAAGCGCUUGUUGAUCCCGCCCUCUCUUUGAUAGAAAACUCGGUGAUGUCUCUUCGUCUUUAACGAGCUUGACCCAGAACCCAGGGAAGGAGGGGAAAAGAGGGGAGAAAACACACGAAAAACGGAAUACAGAGGAAGGGGUCGGGACAGGCUUUCCACGAGCAAGUCCAUUCCUCCUUGUUUCUGGGCUUGGUGGUUCGGUGAUCUUCUACCCAUGAGCAACUAGAGCUCAACCUCUGACCUUGGUGUGAUCUCUCACCUCUACUACCAAACCACGCCCACAGGUGAAGUGUGUAUGGAGCAGUGUGAGAGCGCAGCGGCUCUGCUGGAGUCGGUCAGGGAGCAGGAGGUGCAGUUUGAACAGCUGACCCGGGCGCUGGAGGAGGAGAGGAGGAGAGUGGGCCUCCCCGCCACCAGCCCCUCGGCCCUGGGUCGCCCCCUCCCUCACACACAGAACGGGCGUUUAGGGGAUGCAGACAUAGAGCGGCUGAAACUUACUGACUCAUACAUAAACGGCACACAGUACAGAAUGGUUGACCCUGCACACGGCGUUCUCGAUGAGAGCUACACACCAGAGGACGACUCCCAGGAAGUUCACUCAGUCUUCUCUGAAGAAGGAACCACACGACGGUCAGAUAAUGGCAUGAAGAAACCAAUCUCACGCACAGUCCUGCCCUCUGACUCCAUGUCCAUUGAUGGGGGCUUGUCAGUGUCCGGUAUGGGCGGCUACAGCGCCACACUGGACCGUCCUUACAGGCAGGCGGUACCAGCCGACUACCCCACGGCCACAGUGCCCAGAAACUACCACUACGGCCCUGUGGGGGGUUAUGAUGAUUACAGAGCAGGCCCACCAUCGGAGGCAUACACAAGCCUGAGCAGGGGCUCGCACAUGGACGAACGCUACAGGCCAGUUGACGGCUACCGGACUCUGGACUCCGGCUACCGGGCCCCGAGCCGCCAGCAGCUUGACCCGUAUGCUGCUCAGCCCCAAGUGAGCCGGGGAAUGAGGGCCCUGGGCUCAGCGCUGGAGGUGCGGUAUGGCCACGGCCACUACGGUCUUGAGGAUGACCAACGCAGUGUGGGGUACGAUGAGUAUGGCAUGGGACCUCCACCCAUGCACCCUGGAGGCUACGGGACCAUGCCACGCCUAGGGCCCGGCCCUGGGGCUAUGGACAGACGAAGACUGAGGAGCUGUGAGGAUACUUUGGAUGGUGAUGUGGGAGGAGUUGACCCAUAUGCCUGGGGAGUUCCCAUGACCAUGGAGAGAGGGAGCAUGGCUUCACUGGACAGCACGCUGAGAAAGCCUCCUCCUGGUUCAUGGAGACAGCCGGAACUGCCAGAGGUCAUCGCCAUGUUGAACUACCGUCUGGACCCUGUCAAGACCAACGCUGCUGCUUUCCUCCAGCAUCUCACAUUCAAAAAUGAUAAGGUUAAGUCGGAGGUGCGUCGCCUGAAGGGCAUCCCAUCCUUGGUGUCGCUGCUGGACCACCCCAGCAAGGAGGUGCACCACUCGGCCUGUGGUGCACUAAAGAACAUUUCAUUUGGACGAGACCAAGACAACAAGAUCGCCAUCAAGAACUGCGAUGGAGUUCCUGCUCUGGUCAGGUUAUUGAGAAAAACCCACAACCAGGACCUCACCGACACCAUCACAGGCACCUUGUGGAACCUCUCAUCCCACGACUCCGUGAAGAUGGAGAUUGUGGACCACGCCCUGCAUGCCCUAGCUGACGAGGUGGUCGUUCCUCACUCUGGCUGGGAGCGAGGGAGCACCGGAGGAGAUGAGAGCUGCAAACCACGCCAUCUGGAGUGGGAGACCGCCUUGACCAACACUGCUGGCUGCCUUAGGAAUGUGAGUUCAGAACGCAGCGAGGCCAGGCGAAAGCUGAGAGAAUGCACAGGAUUGGUGGAUGCCCUUAUGUACGUUGUCCAAUCUCAGAUCAACCGCAAAGAUGUGGAUAACAAGCUGGUGGAGAACUGUGUCUGCCUCCUGAGGAAUCUGUCCUAUCACGUUCACCGUGAAGUCCCCGGCUGUGAGCGCUAUGUAGAGACCGCACCCGUCAAUCAGGGACCGGCCCCUGCUAACAAAGGUGGCUGCUUCGGCUCUCGAAAGGGCAAAGAUGAGUGGUUUUCAAAAGGAAAGAAGGAUGGAGAUGAUGGUAGUGGAGAUCAGGUCGACAUUCCAAAGAGGACAACACCUGCCAAAGGUUAUGAGCUGUUGUUCCAGCCAGAGGUGGUUCGUGUUUACACAUCGCUGCUCCGAGAGAGCAAGAACCCCUCUGUGCUUGAGGCUGCUGCCGGUGCUAUCCAGAACCUGUGUGCCGGCCGAUGGACUUAUGGUCGGUAUAUCAGGGCCACAGUGCGUCUGGAGAAAGGUCUCCCCAUGAUGGCAGAGUUACUGGCUCAUGGCAAUGACCGAGUGGUUCGUGCGAUGUCCGGAGCCUUGAGGAACCUUUCCAUCGACAACCGUAACUGCCAACUCCUUGGUUUGCAUGCAGUGCCUCACCUAGUGGCCAACCUGCCGGGAGGCCAGAGUCAGUCCGGGCGCACUCUAUCAGAGGAGACGGUGGUGUCUGUACUGAGCACGCUCGCUGAGGUGCUAGGCAACAGUGUGGAGGCAGCAAAGACCCUCCGAGCCUCGCAGGGCAUUGAGAGGCUGGUGCUCAUCAACAAGGACGGCAAGCGCUCCGAGCGGGAGGUGCGAGGGGCCGGUCAGGUGCUGCAGCUCGUCUGGGCCCACAAAGAGCUACGCAAGCCUCUUGAGAAAGACGGCUGGAAGAAGACGGACUUCAUGGUUAACCUUAACACAACCAACGGCCCGAGUACCCGAGCCAACGGCACCUAUGAAGAUAGCACCACGCCACUGCUAGAUAGAGGGGAAAAGAGGGACAUGAUUCCACUAAAUGACCUCGGCCCUGAGGCCUACUCUACACUGGACCAGAGGGAGAGGAGACACACUCUGGAUGAAACCACAGACACUUUACCGCGAGGGGUGUAUGGGGGCAGAAAGGGCUCCUUGCCCCUGUUGGACUCCUACGAUGAAAAACUGAUAGUGUGCAUCACCCAGACUGGGCCGUCCCUGCCCUACCACUGCUACUGAGGAGAGAAGACCCAGAUGCACAGACUCUCUCCCUCUCGUCUCCUCCCUUCCUCUCCUCGUCUCCUCUCUUUCUCUCUAUCACCACACAGAUGGGAUUAGAAGACGAGGAUUGGCAUCCAAAGAAAGUGGCCGUGUUGCAGGCAAAACGCUUCAUGCAGCACACACGCAUACAGAAACAUACACACUUUACUUUUUACGAAUGAAUUCAAUUGUAGCAACAGAAAUAUAUUCCGUUUUUAAAUUAUAAUUCUUCUGUAAAGGCAAUCACCUUUGUUGACAAUCAUUUAAUUCCGGUGUUGUCAUCCUGCUUGUUUUUAUUUUUUUCUUGCUAUUGUCAACGUUUCGGUAAAUUUUGUCAUGCCAACACCCGCAUCCAGAUGAUGAAAUUUGUACGUAGACUUCUAUGUAGGGUAUAUACUGUAUAUAAAAAGAAAAUGGGAUGACUGCAUUAGUUUUGGCUCAUUAAUUUAAAUCGUCCCUUGACUGGGAUUGUUGGGAGGUUUGGGCCAACGGCCGCCCUGUAGAUUGAGAAUGUUGUUUAUAUAGGAGUUAUUUUCCUGUCUAGAGUUAUUUUCUCUCGGUUGGGAUGAGCACAGGUGUAGACAAGAAAAGGGCAGGUGUGUGUAUAUUUGUCAUACAGUAAGCCUGUGGCCGUGUGUGUGUGUGGAAAAUGAUUAUGGACCUUGGAGUGAGUGUGUUUUUGUUUGCGUGUAUGCACGGACCAGACCCAUGAGACCACACGUUCAUUAUUUCAUCAGUUCAUGUUUUUAUGGUGUGUUACUACUCCUGUGACAAUAUUUUUUUGUUCUUUUAGUUUUUAUGUACCAACUGCCUGUUUUUGUGUUUGAUACUUUUAUUUCCAGCUUAUUUCCCUCCAUCCCCAGUGGGAAAAAAAAGUUAACUUUAGCUGCUUGUUUUGACUUUUCUGUCUGGAUUUUUAGCAGAUGGGACCAGCACAACACAUCAAACUCGGCACUGAAAUGUGAAGCUGGGAACAUCAUAAAACUACUAAACCACUAAAACAUUUUGACAUCCUGCUUCAGAAACCAUUCCUGGUUCGACUGUAAAAGAUUCACAGUAAAAAAUAAAAUACAGUCCAUUCUUCAUUUAGAACGUAACGAACACUUUGGCAUUCUUGAUGUGCAACAAAAACACUAAAUGAUUUAUACAAAAAUACAUUUUCCUCUUGCCUGUCAAGCUAGAAAUCAAUCUAGAUUGAUUUGGUGUGAGAUGCUCUGAAUUUACGAGACAGAAAAUAGUUCCGAUGCAAAACUGCUCACAUUAUCUUGAUUCAGGAAAGAGACAUUGCAACAUUUAAAAACUCAACAGCAAUGUGCCUCCAGAGAGGAGGCAGAUAUAUCUAUAGCUGUUAUCUCCAAAACUCACUAACUCACACCAGAACAUCCUAGACUGAUAAAAAGCAUGACAGGUCAGAAGAAGAAUAUGUAUUUUUGUUUUUUGGGUGAACGAUCCUUUUUAAAUAUGUGAGGCUUCUUCACUCAGAGGAGACUCAAGUUUUAACCGACAGAUUGGAGAGUGAUACUGACGUUUAAUUUAAUUUUGGAGGAGGACAAAAAGCACAUUUUGGUCUACAAUCCAUUAGUUUUACCAUUUUCUCGUUCAUUUACUCUUUUCUUGUAUUUUCCCACUUUGUGUCAGGUUUGUUUAUAUUUUAUUUCGGGUUUGUACGUAUGGGAGCGGUGGGUGAGAGCAUUAUGCAAUUUGUUCAACUUUUUAGUCCCAGUUUUAAUCCUGAGUUGUUUUUAAGGCAAAAGAGACCAAUCAUCUUUGUUUCGUUUUCUUUUUUUACUCUCCAAACACAGUAUAUUUGUAAUGUUGCCUAUCCAUGUAAAAUUAUGAUGUACCAUUCAUACCUGCCUUGGCUCUGAGAAGUUGCUUUUUUCAGUAAAGUAUGUAACUGGUAAUACUGUUGUUUUUAUAAAUAAAGAUCUUUUCUUAGACAA
Messenger RNA from Centropristis striata (black sea bass), 5280 nucleotides. RefSeq names its product catenin delta-1-like. Lineage: Eukaryota; Metazoa; Chordata; Actinopteri; Perciformes; Serranidae. The record is from RefSeq and is a predicted model, not a curated record. Gene Ontology annotation, biological process: cell-cell junction assembly; cell-cell adhesion. The transcript is spliced from 22 exons. The coding region runs from base 515 to 3316 and encodes 933 amino acids. Gene Ontology annotation, molecular function: cadherin binding. Gene Ontology annotation, cellular component: cytoplasm; plasma membrane; nucleus.